This is a messenger RNA of Phaethon lepturus (White-tailed tropicbird), 1138 nucleotides long. Its product is annotated as interleukin-12 receptor subunit beta-2-like. The record is from RefSeq and is a predicted model, not a curated record. Gene Ontology annotation, biological process: cytokine-mediated signaling pathway. Gene Ontology annotation, molecular function: cytokine binding; cytokine receptor activity. NCBI's taxonomy places the organism in Eukaryota, Metazoa, Chordata, Aves, Phaethontiformes, Phaethontidae. The transcript is spliced from 7 exons. The annotation marks the transcript as partial. Gene Ontology annotation, cellular component: signaling receptor complex; external side of plasma membrane.
AGUAAGCGCCCUGGAGCCCGCCAGCAAGCGCGUGCUCGCGCCCACUGGGCGCGGGACCGCCCGUCUGCGCCCUGUGCCGCUUGGAAAAGACUACAACAUGCCGGGGGAGGUCUCUGCGAGCCGGGGAAAACGUCGCUGGUCUCCUCAGCGGAGACAAGCGUGCAGCGCAGGGACCGUGCCUGCCAGCAACCCUCCCCGUGGCGCCGCGGAAAUAUGUGACAAAGGGAAUGUGACGGCUAACGCCGCCUCUCCGGUGAUGCCGGGAGCCCGCAUCACCCUCUCCUGCCAGCUGGGACCCCUGCGGCACGCCGAGCCCUGCAGGCUAGCGCUUUUCAUUAACAGCUCCGAACUAAUUAGCAAUUACGGCAGUGCAGUAAGCACCGAGUUUCUAGUCCAUACGUACGGCAAACACAUGUUUACCUGCAAAAUAGUCUGUGGCUACAAGAGAAAACUCGUUUGUGGGAUCGAUAUAGAAUCUGGAAAUCCCCCAGAUGAGCCAAGAAACGUGUCGUGUCUCCAGUACGGGACAGACGGCCAUCCCACCUGCACCUGGGAUAAAGGAAGGCUCACGUACAUCGACACUACGUACGUAAUACAGCUAUCAAACGGGACGGAUGUCUUAUGUGUUUCAGAAGAAAGUCUGAAUAAGAAGUUUGGCUCGCUGGCUCUGAGCAAGUUGAAUUUUGACUCUACUUACACCGUUGUGGUUGCCGCCUCCAAUGAGCUAGGAAGUGCUUUUUCGCAGCCGCUCGUGUUCAUGUUAGUAGACAUAGUGAAACCACAUCCUCCCAACUUUUUAGUGGAAUUUGAAAAUUCUUCUGCAACCAAUUGCACCCUUUUUUGGCACGAUGAAGCACAAGCGCAGCACUGCAGGCUGAGAUACCGUCCACUUACCAGGCACACCUGGAGCACGGUUGAAAGCUCGAACAGUGAGAAGUGCAGUCUUUAUGGCCUGGAGCCUCAUACAGCCUACGAGUUUCAGGCCAGCUGUAAAAUUCACCCUGAGCGAGGACUGUGGAGCAACUGGCGGGCCUACCAAACCCGGACUCCAGAAGCAGCGCCGACCGGGCUCCUGGACAUCUGGUACCGACAGCAGGACGUGGACUCUCAACGGCAGAACAUCUCUCUUUUCUGGAAG